Messenger RNA from Coregonus sp. 'balchen', 3990 nucleotides. The record is from the annotation of a GenBank genome assembly. Lineage: Eukaryota; Metazoa; Chordata; Actinopteri; Salmoniformes; Salmonidae.
AUGGCUGAGAGAACACCCCUCCGACCUCCAACCCCCCAUCCUUACCAGGACCCAUACUUCCAGCAUCACACCCACCACCUCUCCCAACACCUCCACCCCAGCAUCGGGAGCCCCGGUCUGGGCCUCACACCUUGCCACCACCCCCUGGAGCUCCAGACUCCCCUGGAGCAAUAUAGAGGAACUGGAAUAGAGGCAGCACCCAGGACCACUCACCCCGAUUCAAGCCCCUACUCUGGGGGGAGCAGGGACAGCUACAGGGGUGGGGGUGGUGGAAGAGGAGGUUAUGUAGACAUUCAUGGACAUAGCAUAGGUGAUAACAGUAGUGAUUUUGAUGGUAGAGGUGGUUGUUUUGGAGCGCAGAAAGCUAGCUACUUUAAUAGGGGGGUCGCAGAUGAUGGUGUAGGUCAAGGGGAUGAUUUCGGCCUCCAUUUUGAAAGUCAGAGCCUUGGCUAUGCUAGCCAGAGGGAUGAGGGCUGCGACGGGGAUGAUGUCUUUCACAGAACGGAUGAGGGCUGUAACAGGGAUGAUGUCUUUCACAGAACGGAUGAGGGCUGUAACAGGGAUGAUGUCUUUCACAGAACGGAUGAAGUCUGUAGUAACAGGGACGAUGUGUUCUACAGUAGAGAGUAUGUGUGUGAGGAGAGGGGAGAUGGUAAUAGUGAUUAUAGAGACACCACUACCGGUAGCCAUGAUGGUGGAAUUAAUAGAACUGGUCAUCUCUAUAAUGGUAGUGAUAGCUUUGGCAAUAGGGUUGAUGAUACAGGAAAGAGGGUUAGUUUGAGAAGGGUUGAUGACACAGAAGGAGACUGUGAUGAUUUUGGGAAUAAAAUAUCCAACCUGGAUCCUCCAGAGGCCCAGUUGAAGCCUGGGCUUUGGGUGAGUCCCUCUCCCCCAGAUCGGGGUUCUGUGGCUUGGGAAGGCAGGGAGAGGGUUGGGGGCUACCCCCAGGACAAGGCCUCUCUGUACUCCUACUCCCAGGCAGCAGGUGGUGCUAGUGGUGGUGGUGUUGGGGUGUACCAGCAGAAACUGGACUCCUUCUCAGAGGCAUUCUUCUUCAGACGCAACAUCUCCGGCAGCAGAAUUCCAAAUGGGAAUUCUGGAAGUGGGGUUUUAGGAUUCGGAGUGGGAGUGGGAGGAGGAGGAGGAGUGGGAGGAGGAAGAAUGGGACGGAUCAAAGCGAGUGCUUACGAUUCGCACACAGACUCUUCCCCUCCUCCUCCUCACCUUUUCCCCCUGCUCCUUAGUCCUCCUCCCACACCCCUCCCCCUUCCCAAACUCACCUCACCCCACUCUCUCGGGACAGUUGAACUCACCCAGACCACAGGGGGGGAUUGUAGCGGAACAGUCCAGUUUUACCCCUCCUCUCACCAGCCACUCCACUCCUCCCACCCCUCCGCCGUCAUGUGGAAGCUCCCGCCCUCUCAUUGGCUGCAGCAGUCAGGUGAAGUUGGUGUCGUCGAGGGCAACCCCUCAAGCGCCGGCCGUGUAUACUGCCAGGAGGCAGUGUUUACCCGGAGACAGGUUUACACCAGGACUAUGAGAAUAAUACAGGUAUGGUGCUGUUAGUAGGAGUCAGGUAUGGUGCUGUUUGUUAGUAGGAGUCAGGUAUGGUGCUGUGUGUUAGUAGGAGUCAGGUAUGGUGCUGUGUGUCAGUAGGAGUCAGGUAUGGUGCUGCGUGUCAGUAGGAGUCAGGUAUGGUGCUGUGUGUCAGUAGGAGUCAGGUAUGGUGCUGUGUGUCAGUAGGAGUCAGGUAUGGUGCUGCGUGUUAGUAGGAGUCAGGUAUGGUGCUGUGUGGGGCAGUAGUAGGAGUCAGGAUGUGCUGUGUGUCAUAGAGAGUCAGGUAUGGGUGCUGUGUGUCAGUAGAGCAGGUAUGGUGCUGCGGUCAGUAGGAAGUCAGGAUGGUGCUGUGUGGUUCGUAGGAGUCAGGUAUGGUGCUGUGUGUCAGUGUGUCAGUAGGAGUCAGGUAUGGUGCUGUGUGUCAGUAGGAGUCAGGUAUGGUGUGUUAGUAGGAGUCAGGUAUGGUGCUGUGUGUCAGUAGGAGUCAGGUAUGGUGCUGUGUGUCAGUAGGAGUCAGGUAUGGUGCUGUGUGUCAGUAGGAGUCAGGUAUGGUGCUGUGUGUUAGUAGGAGUCAGGUAUGGUUGCUGUUGUCAGUAGGAGUCAGGUAUGGGCGUGUGUCAGUAGGAAGUCAGGGUCUGGUGUGUGUGUCAGAGGAGUAAGGUAUGGUGCUGUGUGUCAGUAGGAGUCAGGUAUGGUGCUGUGUGUCAGUAGGAGUCAGGUAUGGUGCUGUGUGUUAGUAGGAGUCAGGUAUGGUGCUGUGUGGUCAGUAGGAGUCAGGUAUGGUGCUGUGUGUCAGUAGGAGUCAGGUAUGGUGCUGUGUGUCAGUAGGAGUCAGGUAUGGUGCUGUGUGUCAGUAGGAGUCAGGUAUGGUGCUGUGUGUCAGUAGGAGUCAGGUAUGGUGCUGUGUGUCAGUAGGAGUCAGGUAUGGUGCUGCUGUGUCGUAGGAGUCAGUAGUGCUGGUAGUGGAGUCAAGUCGGUAUGGGCUGUGUCGCGUAGGAGCAGUAUAUGGUGCUGUGUGUCAGUAGGAGUCAGGUAUGGUGCUGUGUGUCAGUAGGAGUCAGGUAUGGUGCUGUGUGUCUGGUACUAGGAAGUCAGGUAUGGUGUGUGUGUUCAGUAGGAGUCAGGUAGGGCUGUGUGUCAGUAGGAGUCAGAAGGUUAUGGGGGCUGCGUGUCAGUAGGAGUCAGGUAUGGUGUGUGUGGGCAGUAGGAGGCAGGUCUGGUGCUGGUAGUAGGAGUCAGGUAAUGGUUGCUGUGUGUCAGUAGGAGUCAGGUAGGGUGCUGGUGGGGGGGGGGGGUUCCAGGUUUUUUGGGGGGGGGGAGUCAGCUUGGGCUGUGGUCAGUUGGAGUCGGUAUGGUGCUUGUGUGUCAGUAGGAGUAGGUAUGGUUCUGUGUGGUCGUAGAGUCAGGUUGGUUGCUGUGUGUCAGUAGGAGUCAGGUAUGGUGCUGUGUGUCAGUAGGAGUCAGGUAUGGUGCUGUGUGCAGAGGAGCAGGUUUAUGGUGCUGUGUGUCAGUAGGAGUCAGGUAUGGUGCUGUCAUAGAGUCAGGUAUGGUGUGGUGCAGUAGGAGUCAGGUAUAUGGUGCUGUGUGUCAGUGCGAGUCAGGUAUGGUGCGGUGUCAGUAGGGAGUCAGGUAUGGUGCGUUUGUCAGUAGAAGUCAGUAUGUGCGUGUGUCAGUAGGAUAGGUAUGGUGCUGUGGUUAGUAGGAGUCAGGUAUUGUGCUGUGUCCUUACCUACCUUCCCAUUUGUUCGUUGCUACCCCCUCUAUUUGCUCAAGGUACUAAGUCUUAAACUCCGGUAGAAUCAAACUUUUUCUUUGCCUCACCCCUUCAUCCAUCCCUCCACCCAUCCUCUCUUCCAUCCCAGCCCCCGCGUGGACUGCCAGAGCAUGGAGCAGCACCCCUAGUGGUGUAUAGAGGUACUCCCUUCCCCAGUCUGCUCCAGUCUAAUAGAGGUGGAUGGCAGAGGGAGGUGGAGCGGUUUGGGAGAAGGCUCCACUACACCCCUCUACCUAUGCUGAACCCCCAACGCAGGGGAACGGGGCUCCUCUCCUCCCUCAUCCCCCCUUCAGCUGGGGAACGAGCGAUGGGAAGGAUGACAGAAGAGAAGAAGGGAUAUUCUAUACUUCCGUGAGUUUGGAUGGAUUUAGUAUUAUUUAUUUAGUAAAUCCACUUUUUUCAUCUUCUAUCACUCGUUCAUUUGUUUGUUCUUUCACUCAUUCGUUCAUUCAUUGAUUCAUUCUCCCAGGUGUAUCAAUGUGGGUCCAGGGUUCCAGGCUGAGCUGCCAUGUUGUCUAGAGAGGGAGGAGGGGUCAGGGGCGUGGUCAGAAGAAUCAUCAUCCAACAAGGAGUUGCUCUGGAAACCAUGGGAGGAGCUUCAGAAGAGUUCUGUAAUUCAGGAAGAAGGUAAGAAGAAGCAUUCAACCAUACUUCCUUAG